Molecule: messenger RNA, 882 nt
Organism: Prorocentrum cordatum
Lineage: Eukaryota; Dinophyceae; Prorocentrales; Prorocentraceae
Source: the annotation of a GenBank genome assembly
AUGGCUGGGUGCUGCGAGGCGGCGAUCCUGCCGUCCGCUCGUCUGGUGAAGCAGACGCCGCGGGAUGAUGGCCACGAGAGGGGCCAUCUGGGCCUGGCCGGGGCCGUCCUGGCCGACUUGGCCACCGUCAAGCUGAUCGGGAGGGGCGCCUUCGGGGUCGUCCGGCUGUGCCAGUCGGAGCGGUCGGGGGAGCUCUUUGCGCUGAAGGAGGUGCGCCUGGCCGCGCCCGAGGGCGCGGAGGCCCCGCCGGGCGGGCGCCACCCGGGGCCCGGGGCCACGCGGCCCGUGCCCCCGGAGCGGGCGCGCGCGGAGGCCGAGGCGCUGUCGAGCGCGGCGCGCCACCGGGAGGGCCGCUGGGUCGUCGGUCUCCACAUGGCAUUCCAGGACGACGCCGGCUCCUUCUACUUCGUGAUGGACUUCGUGCCGGGCGGCGACCUCGUGACACACCUCCAGGUGCUGGACACCUUCAACGAAGAGGAGGCCCGCUUCUACACGGCGGAGCUUGUGGAGGCCGUGGACUACAUCCACACGAAGCUCGGAUACAUACACCGCGACAUCAAGCCCGACAACAUCGUUCUGGACGCGCACGGCCACGUCCGCGUUGUGGACUUCGGCGGCUGCCGGAGCCUCGGGCACGGCGGCGGCCAGUGCGAGCCGAGCCUCUGCGCCUGGGGCGCCCCGCCCUACGUUGCCCCGGAGGUGCAUCGGAGAGAGUGCUACGGAGUCGGAUUUCUGGUCAAUCGGCGUGAUCCUCUACGAGAUGGUCUUUGGCGCUCCCCCCUUCGUGGACCACGAGCGCUCCCCAGUGGAGACGGCCAGACGCGUCUCCCAGUGGAAGGAGCACCUCUUCAUCCCGUGCUGUCCGGAGGUCGGAGAGGAUGA